Molecule: messenger RNA, 7197 nt
Organism: Calypte anna (Anna's hummingbird)
Lineage: Eukaryota; Metazoa; Chordata; Aves; Apodiformes; Trochilidae
Gene: PIGO
Product: phosphatidylinositol glycan anchor biosynthesis class O
Exons: 11
Coding region: 34-3300 (1088 amino acids)
Biological process (GO): GPI anchor biosynthetic process
Cellular component (GO): endoplasmic reticulum membrane
Molecular function (GO): mannose-ethanolamine phosphotransferase activity
Source: RefSeq, a predicted model, not a curated record
CGGGGCUGCAGCAGGAGUCGGGGCGGCCGCAGGAUGCAGCGGUGGCCGGUGCUGCUCUUCCUGGCCUGGGUCUGCCUGCUCUUCUUCGCCGGCAUCGGGCUCUUCAUGAGCGGCUUCCUGCUCACCCGCAUCGAGCUCUCCAGCAGCAGCUCCUGCUCAGACCCAGUGCUGCCGCCGCCUUGGGAGGGGCAGAGCCUCCCUCCAGGCUCCUGCUGGGCACCACGGCGCUUUUCCAAGGCCGUGCUUGUCAUCAUCGAUGCCCUCCGUUUCGAGUUUGCCCGCUUUAACCCAGCCAAGGCCAGCCCUCUGCCCUACGAGAACAAGCUGAGUUUCUUGCGCCACCUGGAGACCUCCCAGCCCCUCCACGCCCGCCUCUACCGCUUCCGGGCAGACCCUCCCACCGCCACCAUGCAGCGCAUCAAGGGCCUCACCACUGGCUCCCUCCCCACUUUCAUCGAUGUGGGCAGCAACUUUGCCACCUACGCCAUCCAGGAGGACAACCUGCUGGCACAGCUGGUGCAGAACGGAAGGAGAGUGGUCUUCAUGGGUGAUGACACUUGGGAAGGACUCUUCCCAAAGAAGUUCUUCCGCUCGUACUUCUUCCCAUCUUUUAACGUGAAGGAUCUUCACACCGUGGACGAUGGGAUCCUGCAGCAUCUCUAUACAACUGUGGACAGUGGUGAGUGGGACGUGCUGAUUGCUCACUUCCUCGGCGUGGACCACUGUGGGCACAAACAUGGACCUGACCAUCCUGAAAUGGCUAAGAAGCUCACCCAGAUGAAUGAGAUGCUCAGGUCCUUGGUGGAUCACUUGGGGAAUGACACCCUUCUUCUGGUGGCUGGGGACCAUGGCAUGACAGAGACUGGAGACCAUGGUGGUGACAGUGAGAAGGAAGUGAAUGCAGCACUGUUUGUGUACAGCAAAUCUCCUCUCUUUGGCACCGUCCCUCCAGAGGAGCCUGAGGCUGUUCCCCAGGUGAACCUGGUGCCCACUGUGGCCCUGCUGCUGGGUGUACCCAUUCCCUACAGCAACAUUGGGGAGGUGAUGGCUGAGCUGUUCUCCAGGGAUGAUGAUGCUGUGUCUGCAGCCUUGCAGCAGCUAUCAGUCUAUCACAUCAAUGCCAAACAGGUGGACCGCUUCCUGCACUCCUACUCCUUGGUGGCUCAGGACCUGCCAACAGAGCAGCUCCAGCACCUUCAGGAGCUCUUCUCUGGUGCUGUGGAGGAGCACGUUCAGCUCUUGGCAGAGGUGCAGGGGACAACACUCGUGCCUCCGGAGCUGGAAUCCAGGCUGGGAAAUCUCAUCGGUCGCUUCCAGCUCUACCUACGGGAGGCACGGGCUGUGUGCACCCAGUCCUGGGCUCGCUUCCAUCCCCUGCGUAUGGUGGGGGGCUGUGCCCUCAUUGCCUCUUCCUGCCUGCUCUGCUACAUGGCCUCAGAGCUGGCUGCAACUUCAGACUCCUUCUAUUGCAGCUGCCUCCUGUGCCCCCUGCUCUGGGGCCUGGUGGUGGCUGUUCUGCUUGGGCUGGCCCGUGCGUUCACCCAGGAGGGGCUGGAUCUCCUCCUGGUGUCAUCGUGGGCAGCUGCUGCUUCUCAGCUGGGUUUUUUCUGGCACUGGUGGGGCUGGCACCCCAAGAAAGCCCGUUGGGCUGGCAGUCAGCCACCCUUGGCCACCGUUGGCCCAAGGCAGAGGCUGGGAGCAUGGCUGGGGCUGGCCUUCCCCAUGAGCAUUCUCCUAUUCCGCUGCGGAGCCAUGUUCUCCGAUAGCUUCGUGGUGGCCGAGGCCCGGGUGGCCCCGUUCCUGCUGGCCUCACUGGUGGUGCUAGUAGUAGGGAAGCUCCACUGGGAUGGUCGCCUGACUGUGCCAGAAGGUCCCAAGCAGCAGCUCCUUGGCUUUUCUUCUUACCGCAGAGAGAUCUGGUACCUUCUGUGCCUUGUGGCCGCGCUCCUUGUCUGCGUGCGCCUCUCCGCUUUCUUCCACCAGUGCCGCGAAGAAAUCCCUCAGUGCCGCCCCUCUGUUUUCCUCUCCCCCCUCGCCAGCCUGAGGAACACACGGGCCAAGAACCUCUUCUACCUCCUCUGCGUGGCCUUGCUGGCAGGGCUGGCCUACGCUGUGCGGAGGUGGCUGCGGCACUACGGCAACCUCAACAGCUCGGGGCCACCGGUGCUCUUCGUGCGAUGGGGUUUCCCACUCCUGGUCCUCUGCGUCGCCUGCUACUGGGCUGUUGCCUCCAGUGCUGAUGACACCCUGGGCAAGCUGCAGGAGCUGGUGCAGGUGGCAGUGGUUGCCUUUCCCCGGGCGGUGUACGGGCUGGCGUCCGUGGGGCUGCUGCUCCUGCUGUACGACCCCGUGACGGUGCUGGCAAAGGACACGCGGGAGCCGCAGGGAUCCCUGGUCACUCCCUGCCUGGGGGUCCCCAGCUCUGAAGUUGACUUACUCCACGUCAUCCCUCAGAUCUACAAGAGGAUGCAGGAGUCUCAGAAGAGCCGCCUGGAGCGGGGCAGCUGCUGGGCCACCGUGGCAGCGUACGGGUUGGGCAGUGUGUACUCUGCAGCCCUGGUCAUAGCACUCACCCUGCUCAGCUUCCUCUUGAUGCUUCUGCACAGCGAGCGGAUGAGUCUUGCCUUCCUGCUCCUCUUCCUGGAGGCCUUCGUGCUGCUGCAUAUCCACACGUGUGCCAGAGGCCUUGCUGGAGAUGCUGAGCCUUUUUCGGUGCCCUGGUACGCAGUCAUCUCCUGGCUCCUUGCUGCUUCCCAGUUCUUCUAUUCCACAGGCCACCAGCCCAUCUUCCCAGCCAUCCACUGGAACGCAGCCUUUGUGGGCUUCCACUCUGACCACAGCACAAACCUCCUGCCUGCUGUCCUGGUGGGCGCCAACACCUUUGCCUCCCAUAUCCUCUUUGCAGUUGGCUGCCCUCUGCUCCUCCUUUGGCCCUUUGUGUGUGAGGUGUCCAGCUCGCAGAAGAGGAAGCCCAGGAAGGAACCCCAGGAGGAGCUGCAGGAGGCAGAGGAGCACAUGAUGGAGAUGAGGCUGAGGGAGUCCCCCGAGAUGUUCUCCAAUGCUCUGCUGCAGCUGGGGCUGAAGUACCUCUUUGUCCUUGGAAUGCAGCUUCUGGCCUGUGUUUGUGCAGCUAUGAUCCUCAGGAGGCACCUCAUGGUGUGGAAGGUCUUUGCCCCAAAGUUCCUCUUUGAGUCGUUGGGUUUUGUGGUGAGCAGCAUCUGCCUCCUGCUGGGGAUCUCCCUGGUGAUGCGUGUGGACUGUGCUGUCAGCACCUGGUUCAGGCACCUUCAGCUCAGAUAGCCUCAGAGAUGUGGGGACCCUGACCUGCUCGUCAGCCCAGUCUGCAGUUGUCUCCCUGGUCCCAGGAGGGUUACACAAGCCACCAGCAACGAGUGCCUGCUGACAGCACUCAGGGAUUGUCCCCAGCUCCCUGCCUCCAUGCUGCACAAAAGGACCUGAGCCAGUUCUUCCCUGCUCAUGGGGAUGGUGUUUCUCAGCAGUGGAGGUCAGAGCUCUCCCUGGGCAUCUCUUGGCAGUGGGUGGAAUCCACUGCAGGAGACUGAGAAGCCAGAGUCCUGAAGGGCUCCUCUGGAGAAACACCAGCUGCGUGUCUGCUGCCUUCCUGACAACUCUCUCUGCUAUGCACAAGGUCAGCUUCAGUGGCCAGCAAGGUGCCACCUUGCCUGUGCAGAGACAGGGACUCACAGGAAGGGGCUGAGGAGGGGAGAGCAGGGAGAUGGGAGAGGGAAGGUCCUGCAGCCAACACUGCUCUUAGUGUGCUCAGUUUUCAUGCUGGGAUCGAAGUGCACAUGGUUUCACAUAUGGAUGGUUUCUGGGGUCUCAGCUCCUCUGUAAAGCCAGUUGGUUGCUCUGUAGUGAGGCCAUGCUUGCCUUACAUUCCCAUUUUCCUGGUCUUCCUCAGUCCUCCAAAGGGCAGCAGGGAGCAGUGCAGGCUGCUUUGUACAGCCCGAAGCAGGCUUAGCUUGUUGGGUAUGUGGGCACAGGGACAACAGUGCCCACAGCCCAAAAACUCUCCACUUGGGGUCUUGGUGUCUCCUUGGGCUGGGCUGCAGCAGCCAGGGCUCUUGAUCCCUUCACAAGCAUGUGCUGGCAGAUGCUGGCUACUGAUUGUGAAUGGUUGAGAUGCAGCAGGAUGUAGUGACAGAGCAGUGGCACAUCCCCACCUUAGAUCUGGUGAGGAGGAAAGGGAUGUGGAGCUGUUCCAGCUGAAGAAGUGGCUUUGGUGUGAGUGCUGGUGCUUGGGAAGAGCUGCUCAUGAAAGCCCUGAGGAGGUGACAGCUCUCCUAGGAGGCAGCUUAGCUCACAAGUAUCUGUACACAUGCUGGGGGGUUCUCUCACCUUGAAGGAUCUGCAGACCCUGCAGCCAGUGGCAUCUCUGAUCCCACAUUUGGUGCUUGUCUUCCUCUUGGCAGUGGUGUUCUCUCUGGGCCUCCAGGCUGCACAUCAGCCACCCCAAACCCACCCUUGACUGCUCAUGGUCAGGGGACCCCAUGUUUCUGUACGGGCAGAGGUAGAGGACAGUGGCUGUGGGGACAGCCACACCCCAGCUGCAUUUUCCCUGCAGUUCAAUGGGAGGAGAAAUUCCUCACUGCCCUGAACCACUCUGCAGUGUCUCUUGGUGCUCUGAAACCUUUUGUCUCUUUUCCCACUGGAAUUUCCCUUGCCUGGGAUUCCUGCUUUGACUUACGUUGUAGUGCUGUUUGUUUUUUAACUCCUGCACCACAACUUGGCCCUCUUUAUGUUCCACACUGAAAACUGCUGGUGUAACUCCAGAUCCUUCCUUUUCUCUGCCCUGGAGAGUGUCAGGGGGAGCAUCUUGUCACCUCUCCCAUCAUGUCAGUUCUUGCUGCUAUGCCCAAGUGCCCAGUUUCUCUGGAAUGCAGCUCUUGAGGGAAGGUUUGGUUUUGUAUAUCAGCCCUGCAAAAUGCUUCCUCAGGUGUUAGGGUGUCAUUCCAGGGAGGCUUAAACUGCUCUAAUUUGGGCUUUCCAUUGCCUGGCCUUCCUUCUCCCCUUUUGGCUGUGCUCUCCCACCUCAGCCUUGCAUCUCCCUGCUGUGUGGGCUGAGUUUUACCCCAAAACAACCAUUUUGCAGCUGGAUUGACUCACCAGGCUGCCUCAGCACCUGGCUGCACACACACUGGUGCUGGUUUGAGGCAAGGGCCAGCAGUAUGCAGCAGGGGAAUGUGUUGGAAGCAGGAAGGCAUCAAACCAUGAUUAGAUAGGCUGAAGCAGUGCCACCCUUAAAAACAGGGUAUUUCCUUUAUGCUGUGACUCCGUGGUGCCACAGGUGCUGGAGGGGCCAUGCUGAUGGUUGACGGGUGCAUCUGUGUGGAUGGGAGGAAGGGAGUGGAGGUAGCAUCUGCCCAGUGAAUUUUCAUUUAACAUGAGGUUAGCCUUGGUAACGUGUUGCUGAACUGCAGGACUGGAGCCCCAGGAGGUCUUCUCAUCACCUUGUAACCUGGUCAGGAGUCUGCUGCCCGACCAUAUUUGUGCUGGCAGAAAUCCUGAUGGUCACUAGUGCUGCAGAACUGCUCCUGACAUCGCCACAGCUGCCACCUUGGCCCCCUGGACUUUCUUCUCUCUCAUCUCUAAGACUUACGCCCCUCUCAGUGGCUGCUGUCACCCUGCUGAGCCUUCCCAUGCCUUUUGUUCAUGGUGGGAGCUCAGCUGGCCCUUGGGCAUCCUCUCCUCAUCCCUCCAUGCCACCCCUCUGUAGGUGCAGCCUGAUGGCGACAGGGGCCUUUGGGUGACAUCAGAGCUGUGGCAGCAUGAGAACAUCCACACUUAUGUCACUGGAGACUAAACAAAUCUUGUGACAGUAAAGCUGCAAGAGCAUCCUUAUCUCUGCAGAGCUGCCAAGGAGUGCUAGCUGCUCUCCCAAGGCAGACUGCUACACCAAAGAGUCAGAUUCCAGCAGAGGAGUUUUCCCAGGGCUGGAGAUGCUCGUGCUUUCUUUCAUUCAGGUUUUUGGUUUGUUUGGGGUUUUUUUUUCCAGUCUUUGCUAGCCUUCUCCAGCUGACUGCUGGGCUGCCUUUCUCCUGAUUGUCCUGGGGAUGACAGAUCCAGUGAUCUGGGAAGCAUGCUGCUGAUGCUAGAGCAGGCAUGGCUGAGUUUCCUGAUCCAAAACAACAAGGAGUCUCUGGAGGAGGGUGCCCACUGGCUCUUUGGGAAACCCAUCAUGCUGGGUGAGGAGCAGGCUCUGCCCUCUCAGCCCCUUUCCAAGGUUGUCUCUGCAGCCUGUUGCGUCUCUCCUGGAGCAGGGUUCUGGUUUCAGUGUCCCUGUCCUGAAGGUGACAUCCUCAGUGUGCUCUGCAGAGCAGCUCCAUCCUGCACUCCGCAGGGAUGCUGUGUGCACUCCACAGCCAGGCUCCUGUUCCUCAGCCACGGGAGAGCUCCACUGGGAAUCUUCCCUGUGGCAGGAUGUGUCUCGUGGUCCUGGUGCAGGCUGCAGUCCUGUGUCAUCCGUGCCACCUGGAAAAUGUUUAGCAAAAGUGGCCAGUGCUGCCAAAAAGUGUCUGCUGCCCCCCGAGAUGUCCCCACAGUCCUGUCCCCACGGUGUCCAGAGGGUGACACUGCUCUUAGGAGGGGGGACAGGGCUUGCUGUGUCUCUGUUCCCACCCCCAUUUCUCCAUCCCCUCUCUUCCCGUUCUCCCAUCAGCACAUCACCCGUGCCAGGACACGGCCCCGUUCCCUUGCCCAUGAGGAGCAACCUCUCCCACUGGAGAGCAGCGUGGGGUGAUUGCUGCUUUCUGGUUUGUUGUUGUUGACCUCUCUGUGCCUCGGUGCCCCGCGUGGGAUAAACAAAGGGGAUAAAGACCCAGUUCUGGAAAGGGGAUAAGAUCCAGUUCUGGGACCUGCUGCUGCCUUGGCCGGGUGUCUCUGUGUGUUUCUCCCUUUGUGCUUUUGUUCCCGUUCAGCAGCUGUGCUGGGGAGGUGGCAGCGAUGCCCAAGCCUCUCCCGCGAGGUAAAGCUUUUAUUAUUUUUUUUUUCCUUCAAAUAAACCCUGAAACAGGCAAGUUGGCAGCGCUCAUUCACCCAAUGGCUUUGCCUCUGGGCUGUUGUGGUUCCCGUGCCCAGCCCCACUCACAGCGCUAACACCCCACACACACACACCCUUCCGUGGUCCUCGCCAAGGGGAUGGGGUGGGAGGCGUCUUGAGGGUAUCAAAUGAGUGAU